Messenger RNA from Theileria parva strain Muguga, 678 nucleotides. RefSeq names its product Fis1 C-terminal tetratricopeptide repeat family protein. NCBI's taxonomy places the organism in Eukaryota, Apicomplexa, Aconoidasida, Piroplasmida, Theileriidae. The coding region runs from base 194 to 616 and encodes 140 amino acids. The record is from RefSeq and is a predicted model, not a curated record. Gene Ontology annotation, cellular component: peroxisomal membrane; mitochondrial outer membrane. The transcript has 6 exons. Gene Ontology annotation, molecular function: protein binding. Gene Ontology annotation, biological process: mitochondrial fission; autophagy of mitochondrion; peroxisome fission.
UUUAAAUAUAAACGUUCCAUAAUUUAAAAAUUGUAUGUAACAUCAACAUCUUCUCACAAACUUAUCCCACAUAUGUACUAUUAUCUAUACACAUUGUUGUAAUUUUACUUUAAUUUUACUAGUUAAUUCGAUCAUUCUAAAUUAUUUAUUUAACUAUAAAUAAUAUCACUUUUAAUUCUCAAAUUUCACUAUUAUGUCUGAACUUGAGGAUAUUUACCAUGAAAUUUCGAGACUUAGGCAAGAAUAUGAAUAUCAUUUGAAAAACAACAAUCCUUCCGCUCGUGUUCAAUAUGAAUACGCCUGUAUGCUCAUGUGUUCUCCCAAAUCAUCGGAUCUUGAUACUGCGAUUGAUCUUUUCGAUGAAUUGAUUCGAAUUCAGUAUCAAAGCGUUAAUUGUAUGUACCAACUUGCUUUGUGUUAUAUUAAGCGUAAAAGAUAUCGUAAGGCCAGGAAGUAUUUGGAGCUCAUUCUUAGGAUGGAUCCCAGGAACCAAAUGGCACUUUCUCUUAAGAGUUUACUUUAUGUUUUAUUAUCGGAAGAGGCUAUGUUUGGUACAAUUUUCGCUAUUAUGACAGGAUUCUGUAUAUUCUCAAUGUAUAAGCUAUGGAGAAAGUAAAUGAUAUUCUGUUCCACAUUUAAUAUAGUUAAUUCACAACUAAUUAAUUCUACUAACUAGCA